AAAUGGAACACACUAAAUUUAGUAACCAUCCCUGUAAUAACCAAAACUAGAUAUUUUGGCAUCACUGUAUUGCAUUCCUCGACAUUUUUGACAUUUCUCAUUUUUCUUGCGUGUUUUCUUGUUUUGUAUUUGUUUAUAUCGUACAAUAUUUUUUUUCUCCAAAAUUAAGUUUAUUUAUUAAAUUUAUUUAAUUCUAAUCUCUAACCAUGUCCGACGAGGAUGUUAUUAAAAGACGCUUGCUAAUCGAUGGCGAUGGCACUGGCGACGAUCGAAGGCUCAAUAUUCUACUAAAAACCUUUAUAAAAUGGUGCAACACAACCGAUAGUCAAGAAAAUCAAAUCUUCUAUGAUCGACUAAUGGCACAAUUGGCGCAAUGUAGUUUUGUUGCUGCCAAAUCAGAGCACACUUUAAAAAUGAUCAAUGAAGAAUUGAAAAAUUAUGAAUCCCUCUCAAAUAACAUUGAAAGUGGCAUUGAAAUUGCCAAAGAAGACAUUGAAACAUGCAAAUUGAAUUUAAUGUAUGCGAGAAAAGUUCGCAAGAAUCGCGAAGAAUACGAUAGUUUGGCAAAGAUUAUUAACAACGAACCGGAUCGUGCCAAUAGUGAAAAAGAAUUGGAAGCUUUGCGAGGCGAGUUGGCUUCUUUGCAAAAUAAAACAAAGAAAUUAGAUCGGAAACUUAUUAGUCGACAGAAUAAAUUCAAAGUUCUGAUGCAAUCAAUUCGAGAAAUGGAAUUGUCAACACUUGAAAGUAGUAGUAGCUCGAUGAACAAUGAGAAUAAUGUCAUAGAAGUUAUGGAAGAGGAUAUUGAUUUGGAUGAUAUAAUUGAAUAUCAGGCGGUUAGUCCUCAGCUUUUGGAAUAGUUAUUAUCAUUAUAAUUGUAUGGCAAAAUGUAAAUAAAUUUAACUUUUUUUAUUUCAAA
Episyrphus balteatus (marmalade hoverfly) is the source of this 919-nucleotide messenger RNA. RefSeq names its product THO complex protein 7-like. Gene Ontology annotation, cellular component: THO complex part of transcription export complex. Lineage: Eukaryota; Metazoa; Arthropoda; Insecta; Diptera; Syrphidae. Gene Ontology annotation, biological process: mRNA export from nucleus; mRNA processing. The record is from RefSeq and is a predicted model, not a curated record. The coding region runs from base 207 to 860 and encodes 217 amino acids. The transcript is spliced from 3 exons.